Molecule: messenger RNA, 1068 nt
Organism: Ornithodoros turicata
Lineage: Eukaryota; Metazoa; Arthropoda; Arachnida; Ixodida; Argasidae
Exons: 1
Coding region: 1-1068 (355 amino acids)
Molecular function (GO): nucleic acid binding; RNA-DNA hybrid ribonuclease activity
Source: RefSeq, a predicted model, not a curated record
AUGUGUAGGGGCUACAGUACCGUUCCCAACGACAUUUUGCCGGUCCUUUGUGGCGUAAUACCCAUUAGACAAAAAGCCUGGGCGGAGUGGGUGUCCUUUAGGAUUCGCCAGGCUCACAAAGAGAUACGUAUUGGCGAUGUUACCAUCAGACCAGAUGCAGUUGAUGAGGACUUCGCAAUUUGGGAGUUGCAUCCGUUGCAACGAAUAGCGGUGACCUUUGAUCGAAAGGAUCACACAGUAGGGAAAGGCUUGGAACUGUACACUGAUGGCUCAAAAGGACAGGGCAGAGUGGGUGCUGCAUACUGCGUCAUGGGGGAGGGACAGGUGGAGAGAUACGGGAAGGCCGCUCUGCCGUCUCAUGCGUCUGUCUUCGAGGCUGAACUGGCCGCCAUGGUUAUGGGCAUUAAUGAGUUCACGCACAGUCGUUACACAGGGACUGUGCACGUUUACACAGACAGCCUGUCCCUUUUACAGGCCCUCAAUAAUCCCGUCCACACUAAUGUGAGGGUGCAAAAAUUAAAGGAAUCCAUUAAGGCAGUUGAACCCGGUAUUAAAUUUUGUUUCCAUUUCGUGUACGGUCACACCGGUAUUCUCGGUAACGAGAUUGCCGACAGAUUUGCAAACGAAGCGAGAGGGGGACGAGUGGACUGGCCGGUGCCCUACUCCAAGGAAUCCAUUAAAAACAUCAUAUACGAACACGUAAUGACUGAGUGGCAGGAGGGCUGGGACAGGGGGCAUCAUUGGUGCAGAAAUUGGAUCAAGAGCGUCCGAAAGGACGUGGCACCGACGCCAGAUUAUUUCAUUACGCAGGCGCUGACGGGGCAUGGGGGGUUCCCGGCCUACCUUGGGCGCUUCGACCUCCGUGACUCUACCCAGUGUGGUUGUGGCAACGAGAACGCCAACAUUGAACACUAUAUGUUUCAGUGUCCUGAGACCCGGGGUCCGAGGGAGGCGCUUGAGGGUAUCCUGGGGGGGCCGCUGGUGGCUGAUAGACUUGUGUUCUUGAUACAUAGGCGCGGCGCUUUGCCGCAGCUGAGAGCUAUAAUUGAACGAGCUAAUGACAUGUAA